Ochotona curzoniae (black-lipped pika) is the source of this 1719-nucleotide messenger RNA. It is a transcript of the gene TTC1, whose product is annotated as tetratricopeptide repeat domain 1. The record is from RefSeq and is a predicted model, not a curated record. Bases 109 to 969 code for a protein of 286 amino acids. Gene Ontology annotation, molecular function: protein binding. Lineage: Eukaryota; Metazoa; Chordata; Mammalia; Lagomorpha; Ochotonidae. The transcript has 8 exons.
CGGAAGUGCACCACCUGAGCGGAAGCAGAAGGUCUCGGAGGGUAGGAAGGUGGAGAGCGGAGCAGCUGCGGGCUUGCCUUCAGCUCCGCCUCCCGCCCUGACCACAGCAUGGGGGAGAAGUCCGAGGGCUGUGAAGGACCCGCAGAUCUGCUCAGGGGGUUGAAGGUCACAGACCCCCAGGAAGUGGAGUGUGCCGGCCCUCCAGCUCCUGCUCCCAGAGGGGAGAGUGCGAACAGCCAGCGGCUGCUGGAAGGCGAGGAGCAGGAGGAGGAGUGCUUCCAUGACUGCAGUGCCUCCUUCGAAGACGGGGAGCUGGGAGGGGUGAGGAUGGAGGACAAGCCCGCCGACGAGGCUCCCCCCGAGCUGGAUGAAGAAUACCUCAUAGAACUGGAAAAGAACAUGCCAGACGAAGAGAAGCAGAAAAGAAGAGAAGAAAGCACUAAAUUAAAGGAGGAAGGAAAUGAACAGUUUAAGAAAGGAGAUUAUAUGGAAGCGGAAAGUUCCUACAGUCAAGCCCUUCAGAUGUGCCCGUCCUGCUUCCAGAAGGACAGGUCCAUUCUGUUUUCAAAUCGAGCUGCCGCAAGGAUGAAGCAGGACAAGAAAGAGUUGGCCAUCAGUGACUGCACCAAAGCAAUUCAGUUAAACCCCAGCUACAUCAGAGCAAUAUUGAGGAGAGCAGAGUUGUACGAAAAAACGGACAAAUUAGAUGAAGCCCUAGAGGACUAUAAAUCUAUACUCGAGAAAGACCCAUCAGUGCAUCAAGCCAGAGAGGCUUGUAUGAGAUUACCUAAGCAAAUUGAAGAACGUAAUGAAAGACUGAAAGCAGAGAUGUUGGGUAAACUUAAAGAUCUUGGGAACUUGGUUCUCCGACCUUUUGGGCUCUCCACCGAAAAUUUCCAGAUCAAACAGGAUUCUUCCACUGGCUCCUACUCUAUCAAUUUUGUUCAAAAUCCAAAUAAUAACAGAUAACAAAGAUACCAGUAGUGUUAAGAGCUGCCUUGGAAAUUGUGUGCUGCUUACUGUUAGCAGGGGGCGAGGCCUGCCAGUAUUUAACUUAAAGCCUCUUCUCUGAAGGAAAGGCUACACAGUGCAGCCUAGUGCUCCCUCCUCCUCAUGUCGCCGUCGAGGUAAAUGCACUGCCUAAUUUAGUGAGCCUAAUUUGAUUUCGGUUUUAAGGUUCUGUGUGCGACUGUUGAUCCUGGCACUGGCUGUCCUUUGUCUAGGAAAGUCUGCAUUCACCCCUCCACACACACCCCUUUCCUGACAGGUGGGAGACUCCCCAGACAUGCUGACAGGCCCCUCCUGGCCAGCCCCUUGCCCAUCACACACGCUGUCAUCAAAGCUGCUCUGCGUGUGUAAUCUCCAGCAUCUCCCGAUUUCCUCUGUGGUAAUAAAAGCUUUCUCUGCUGGUCUGGGCUGGGUUGUGAGUUUUGUCCCCAUCAUGUUGAAGAUUGAAGACAUCUCUGACUCUGUUAGCAGUAUUGGUCUUUAGCAGUUAGUGACUGGAUUCCACAGACCAGCCCGGCGUUUUACCUGGCAUCCUGAGGUUGCCACCUUCCUGUGCACUCAGGUCUGGAAAUUCCGCCCCACGAGCUGCCUUGGCCCCUGCAGGUUUGUGCAGACGAUCGGUAGAUCAGUGUAGCUCACCAACCAUCAGUCUCAACUCCAGCCUUCAAUCAGCUGUGUUCAGGACUGGCGGGAUGCGAGCGCCGAGCGAAG